Messenger RNA from Beta vulgaris subsp. vulgaris (sugar beet), 1481 nucleotides. RefSeq names its product F-box protein At2g26160. The record is from RefSeq and is a predicted model, not a curated record. Gene Ontology annotation, molecular function: protein binding. The coding region runs from base 167 to 1366 and encodes 399 amino acids. Lineage: Eukaryota; Viridiplantae; Streptophyta; Magnoliopsida; Caryophyllales; Amaranthaceae. The transcript has 2 exons.
GUCUAGAUUUACAUAAAUGAGUAGCUAUAAAUAAUGAAGAGGUACAAUAAGCCUUCAAGAGAGAGAAAGACGGUGUCAGAGAAAACUUGAAACUUGAAACUGUACGAGGACUCGAGGAGUUUCAAACUUAAUCUAAACCUUGUAACUGCCUUUUGCAGGUCACUUGAUGGCUGAUUGGUCUAUGUUGCCUGAUGAUGUUCUGGGUGAGAUUGCGUUGAGACUAAGUUGUAUCAAAGAAUUUAUAUAUUUCUCCGCCGUAUGCCAUUCAUGGCAUCAUGCACAUGGUAUGGUUAAAGAGUUGUGGACCUUCGGAAUGCCAUGGUUGUUGCUAGCCGAGACUACUGAAGAUAACCCAAAUCACUAUAGGAAACUAUUUUGUCCUAUUAAUAAAAUAUGUUACCAAAUUAAGCUUCCUGAAACUUUUGGGGCAAGAUGUUGGGGUUCGUCUUGUGGAUGGGUUGUGACAUUUGAUCUUAAUUUAGAGUUUCAUUUACUUAACCCACUAACUAAAGCUCGAAUUACUCUACCACCGCAACCGACCAUGCCUCAGUAUGAUGUCUUUGAUGGUAAUGACUCUCAUUGGAUGAGACAAUAUUAUGUCGAUAAGGCGCAUGUUGUCAUUGAUGCUGAAAGGGAUAGUGAUGAUGAUUGGAUUGUUAUAGCUUCACAUGGUUGUUUUGAUGGGUACAUAGCUUAUGUAAGGCCUGGGGACCAAGCUUGGACACCAUUAGUAAAUUCGGAGAUAAAUAAAGGAGAUACUGUUAGAGCUCGCGCACAUGAUGUUGUGCAAUGGGGUUCACAACUACUAAUCAUGUUUUAUGAGGGAACACUUGGAUAUUGUGACAUGAGUGCACUUCGAGAUUCACAGCCUGCGAUGAUUAUGGAAUAUCUACCAGCUCCAUUGGAGAUUUUGGAGGAGCUUAGAUUAGGGCUUUAUAGGAUAUACUUGGUGGAGUCAUUUGGUGACCUUCUUAUGGUUCUUCGAUACAAGGAGGAAGUUCACGAUCCAAAUGAUCCCACUGAGUGGGAUUAUACUGUUUGUUAUCGAACAGUAGGUUUUGAGGUGUAUAAGCUUAAUUUCGGUGCCAAAACAUGGGAAGAAGUCGAUGAUUUGGGUGAUGUAGCUAUAUUUGUGGGAAACAACUCUUCUAUGUCUGUCCAUGCAUCAGCUACUUAUAAUUGUAAAUGUAAUUGUGUCUAUUUUACAGAUGAUGAAUGGCAAUUUUGGGGAGAACCCACACUUUUUGGGGGGCAUGAUAUUGGACUUUAUGAUAUGGAGAACUCGGUUAUCGAGAAAGUUUAUGAUGGAGAUGAUGUGCAUUCUAGUUUUUGUGCUCCUUUAUGGUUUAUGCCAAAAAAGAUUUAGAUUAUGGUUUCUUUUCAUUAUAAAGUCAUCAUCUAUACGAGGCUCAAGGUGUAUUCUAAAUAAUGUAACUUUUAAUAACACAUUCAUUUGGAAUAAUAUUUAUUUUGUUGGAUAA